Messenger RNA from Cuscuta epithymum, 930 nucleotides. The record is from the annotation of a GenBank genome assembly. Lineage: Eukaryota; Viridiplantae; Streptophyta; Magnoliopsida; Solanales; Convolvulaceae.
AUUAGACCGAAGCUUUUCUCUACGGCUCAAAGAGAGACAAAAUGGGGAAAGAUCUGAGCGACGAUCAGAAGUCCUCCAUGAAGGAGGCAUUCACGCUCUUCGACACCGAUGGAGACGGAAAGAUCGCGCCGUCCGAGCUCGGUAUCCUUAUGAGGUCACUCGGCGGAAAUCCGACGCAGGCCCAACUCAAGGCCAUCAUCGCCGACGAGAAGCUCAACGCACCCUUCGAUUUCAAUCGCUUCCUCGACCUUAUGUCCAAGCACCUCAAGCCGGAGCCUUUCGAUCGCCAGCUCCGCGACGCCUUCAAGGUUCUCGACAAGGACUCAACGGGUUACGUUGUGGUUUCGGAGCUAAGGCACAUCCUCACCAGCAUAGGCGAGAAGCUCGAUCCGGCGGAAUUUGAUGAAUGGAUCCGAGAGGUUGAUGUUGGAUCCGACGGAAAGCUGCGCUACGAGGACUUUAUUGCUCGCAUGGUCGCCAAGUGAUUGCGCUCCCUGCAUGAUUAGGAUUUGGUGAUAUGUUGAGUGGAUGAAUUCAGUUCCAAGUUUGCUCCCUCCUAAACACUAGUCUUUUGCAUGGCGUGCUGAAGGACAUCUUCAAGGCUGCUUCUUUGAUGUUACUUUCAAUUCUCUUUUGUUUAUCAAUGAACAAUUUGCAAGUUGUGGAUGUUAUUGUAUUUGGAUUUUAGUAGUAUGACCUUCAAUCUUUGGAAUCGUUAAAGCAUGUGCAUAAUGCUUCAAACUCGAGCAAACGUUGAAAACUUUGUACCAUAUUAGCUAGAAUUUUGAUUAGAUUGAAUUUUAACAUGCUUGACUUAUCUGGGUGUAGUAUUUGAGGUGGAAUAAUAAAUAGUAGUAACAGUUAAGAAACCUUUUUUAUUUAGUUAAAAGUGACUCAAACUAGGAGCCUAUUUGCUAUGACUAAUAUUCA